Microbotryum saponariae is the source of this 1498-nucleotide messenger RNA. Lineage: Eukaryota; Fungi; Basidiomycota; Microbotryomycetes; Microbotryales; Microbotryaceae. The record is from the annotation of a GenBank genome assembly.
AUGACGAGCACGAGCAAUACUGCCGAGCAUUCAUUGCGACUCGUCGACAGGCUCUGCCAGCUCCGCGCUGUACCACCCCACUUGCCUCUUUUCACCGUUGACUCGACCAAGCUCGAGCCGUCUUCCCUACCCUACCAUUACGCCGGAACUCCACGCGAGUACCACCUCUCCCAACCCUCUUCGUCACAUGCAGGUCCCAUCAUCGCCGCUUCACCUUGGGUCCCCCCACCCAUGAUACCCCAUCUGAUGCGGAACAAGCGCGACUCGGCGAUCGCGACCAAGUAUCUCCCCGGCACGGCCGUGACCAAUAUGGAAGCCAUGUUGCAUACAUUUGUGACCGCGAUCCUACCCAUCGAGAUGUUUGGUGAUUAUCAAUACGAUCCUCAGGGGAUAGGGCACGACGUCCCUUACUUUGAAACCAUGCCAUCGAGUCAAUCGCGUGCGCCGGCAAAUCGGGGAAGGCUGACUCGAAAAGUCUUGCUCUCGUCCGUCACAAAUUCUAGGGCUCAGCUCGGACCGAAGCUGAAUUGAUCCCAAUUUUUUUAGAACCCAGAUCCACCUUGAUUUCGAAGAUUGGGCUGUUGCGCUCGAAUUCUUCGCUUCACCGCAAGGAUCGGAGUCGGCAGCUCUCCUCGGUCAAUCUCUCGAUCUCGACUGGAGCGUGCUAACGAGCGAUGAAAAGGCAGACAAUGCUACACGAGCGUUGUAUGAUCAGACAAUACGACGACACGCGAUACACCACCUUCUUGAAAAUGGCAAGUUGAUUCCCGACUGUGAAGAGACAUGGAGAUCGAUCGGUCAUCCGUGGUCCGUGGCGGACACGAUCUCCAACCUCGAAGGCAUUCUUCGAAGCUCGACAAUCCCUCCUCCUACCCUCAUCAACCACUACGUCGUGGUCCCAGUUUCUGGCUCAGGGAGGCGAACACUCUCAAUGGAAUUUUUACUCAACACCUACAUCUCGACCCUCGUCAACGAACUCUCCGUUCUCGAGGCCUGCGGAUCCGCCUAUGUCUACACCUACGAUCCACCUUCGAUAUUCGCUCGACAACUCGGUCUACCCGAUGGACCUAGAUUGCUCAACUUGGUUUGGACAUUGGCGUUACUUCAUGUGAUCGUACGGAAUCAAGAUGGAGGACGAGGGCUAACGUAUAUGAAGGUACUAGCGUUCAACGAUUAUGCGCAUCUCGGGAUCGUCGAGAUGCUCGACCAAGCACUUCGGGGCGCCGGUAAAGUUACUCCCAAAGUCGUCAAACGAUCCCAGCUCUUUGGAAGCGAUCGAGGACGACUUGAUACCCGUUUGUUGGCCCAACUCGUUCCUCCACUACUUGGUCAAGAACUGCGUCUGGCUUUGGUCAUUCACAACAACAGCGAUGCCUUUGGUCAGAAUAUCGAGACCGAAUCCCGAGGGGGGAGUAUGGAUGGGGCGAUCGGUGAACGAUCUAGCGCUGCGGCUGGAUUGAGGAGGGAUAGGAAGAAUUUGUUUGAAUCGGUGGUUUGA